Molecule: messenger RNA, 2473 nt
Organism: Cololabis saira (Pacific saury)
Lineage: Eukaryota; Metazoa; Chordata; Actinopteri; Beloniformes; Belonidae
Product: voltage-gated potassium channel subunit beta-3-like
Exons: 14
Coding region: 6-1295 (429 amino acids)
Biological process (GO): regulation of potassium ion transmembrane transport; potassium ion transport; transmembrane transport
Cellular component (GO): cytoplasm; membrane; voltage-gated potassium channel complex
Molecular function (GO): transmembrane transporter binding; voltage-gated potassium channel activity; potassium channel regulator activity
Source: RefSeq, a predicted model, not a curated record
GAGCCAUGUUUGCAGGCCGGGCUUCAGCGACCGGUGCCGCUGGACCGUCGGCGGCGGUCGGAGGAGGAAAAGGUGGGAAGUUCAGCGUGGAAGAGCUGUACGGCUUCACCAAGAAGCCCAAGGUGAACAGAGGGAACUCUGUGAAACAAGACAAGAGCGAUGGUAAGAAAGACGCCAAGGAGAGAGAGGAGUCCAUGCUGGCGUCCCAGAUACUGGACGCUGCCAGGAGGCUGAUGGAGAGACGACGGCUGGAGAUCUACCUGAAGGAGUGUGACGUCACCAUGGAGCAGAGCAGCAUGACGUACAGGAACCUUGGGAAAUCUGGACUGAGAGUGUCCUGCUUAGGACUGGGAACAUGGGUGACAUUCGGCUCUCAGAUCUCUGACGAGAUGGCUGAGAAUGUGAUGACGGUGGCAUACGACAGCGGCGUGAACUUGUUCGACACGGCAGAGGUUUACGCAUCCGGGAGGGCGGAGACGACUCUGGGAAACAUCCUGAAGAAGAAAGAUUGGAGGAGGUCCAGCUAUGUGGUGACUACUAAGAUCUACUGGGGAGGACAAGCAGAGACAGAACGGGGGUUGUCACGGAAACACAUCAUCGAAGGGCUGCGGGGCUCUCUCUCCAGGUUACAGCUGGACUACGUGGACAUUGUGUUUGCCAACAGGAGUGACGUGAACGCACCGAUGGAGGAGAUUGUGCGUGCGAUGACGUUUGUGAUUGAUCAGGGUUUGGCCAUGUACUGGGGAACGUCCCGCUGGAAUGUUGUGGAGAUCAUGGAGGCCUACUCCAUCGCCCGACAGUUCAACCUGAUUCCUCCGGUGUGCGAGCAGGCCGAGUAUCACUACUUCCAGAGAGACAAAGUGGAGCUGCAGCUUCCUGAACUCUACCACAAGAUCGGUGUUGGAGCCAUGACCUGGUCUCCAUUAGCCUGUGGUCUGCUAACGGGCAAAUAUAAUGAGGGUGUCCCUGAGAGCUCCAGAGCCGCCAUCAAGGGUUAUGCGUGGCUGAAGGAGCGCCUCGGCAGUGAUGAAGGGAAGAAGCAGCUCAAUAAGAUAAAGGAUCUCCACCUGCUGGCCGACAAGCUGAACUGCACCGCUGCUCAACUCGCUAUAGCGUGGUGUCUUCGGAGCGAAGGCGUCAGCUCGGUUCUGCUCGGAGUCUCUAACACGGAGCAGCUGCUGGAAAACCUCGGUUCUAUCCAGGUGCUGACUCAGCUGACUCCACCCCUCAUCUCAGAGAUGGACGCACUGCUCGGCAACAAGCCACGAAGCAAGAAGGAGGGAAGGAGGAGCUGAAAAGAAACCUUUAUUUAAAGCAUUUAAUUAGACGACAGAAGGACGGGAGAGGAAAAGGAGAAACACGUGGCGUAGAAACGGGACUUAUUCUUCACUUGGACACCUCGUCGUCACAGAGACCUCGGACACAAGGACUUAAUAAUCAGCAGUAUAACACAAAUAUUUAUUCUUGUAUUAACCUGAAGACGCCGCGCGGAGCCUCAAUGUGUAGUUGCAGUAAUCGAUACAGUUAUCAGUUCAUAAGUUCAUGUCGAUAAUAUGAGCACAACACAUUUAAGGUUUGUUGUUUGUGAAGUUUGGACCCAGUAAUUCAGGAGUAUGGAAGCCCAUUUAAGCCAAAAACUUGAAGAACUAAGUGCACGGUUAUAUUUAUCUGUCUAUCACAAAGAAAGUGAUCGGUUCAUUGAUUCAGUUGAAGCUCAAAUAUUUACUCACAUACGUACAACAACUAGAUAGCUCUAAUCUAAAUAAAGCUCUAAUCUAAUAAAAGCAAAGUCAGUUACAGUAAAAACAGUUUGUGAUGAUAAAUGUCUCUAAAGUUUAACUUUGAAUGGUUAAGAUAUGUUGAUUUUUAGUUAUUUAGUGAAAGUAAAAGAUGUGUUUUAUUUGCUGAAUACAGAUGGUGUGAACUGCUGCACGAUGGACGUGUUCAAAACUACACAUCUUUCACAUGUUUUUGUUUCACGCAAAUUAUUCUUUCAGCUAAAAUAGGAUCAGCACUUGGAUUUAUCCAGCAGAGGACGUGGACCUGCCGUCUGAGUGAUGUCAUCAGCUGAUCAUCACACUACUGGUUGGUAGAGGACUUGCAGGACCUGCAAGUCUGGAUCCAGACCCUAGUGGUCAGUAGAGGAACUGCAGGUCUGGAUCCAGACCCUAGUGGUCAGUAGAGGAACUGCAGGGCUGGAUCAGGACCCUAGUGGUCUGCAAUGCAUUUUACUUUGGCCUGGCCAUCAGACCAGAGGUUGCAUGGUUGGUGCCUGGCUAAAACGAGGACUAGCAGGCCGCUGCUGGUGUCUCCCGUCUCGCGGGUGACUCGCUGUAGGUCUUGAUCCUCCGUGAAUCCAGACUCCCUGAGCUGGAGGAGCUGCAGAGCUGUCUUCGUUCAACGCCAGCGGUCUGUCCUCAGCUGAACGUGGUACUCUGAUCCUUCCAGACCAACAACAGUGAUGCAACAAAAC